Molecule: messenger RNA, 1143 nt
Organism: Sebastes umbrosus (honeycomb rockfish)
Lineage: Eukaryota; Metazoa; Chordata; Actinopteri; Perciformes; Sebastidae
Gene: med20
Product: mediator complex subunit 20
Exons: 4
Coding region: 218-844 (208 amino acids)
Biological process (GO): regulation of transcription by RNA polymerase II
Cellular component (GO): mediator complex
Molecular function (GO): transcription coactivator activity
Source: RefSeq, a predicted model, not a curated record
GAUCCUCCUCAUGUAGGGCUGGAUGUCCGUCUGGACUCUCCCGGAGUGAGACGCCGGCCGGCAGCUCUUCUCCUGGGCCGUCAGGUUGAGCAGUGUUCUCCGGUCUCCGGUCACCGGGGGGUCGCGGCCCGCCCGGAGCACCACAUCCCGCCCGUUAUCACCGUCAUCUAUACUCUGAAGCUGCCCAUCCUCACUAAGAUCCAUUCGACGAAGUUAGAUGAAUGUGUGCCAGGUGCCUGUGACAGAAGGGAAGAGUGUGCAGCAGACAGUGGACGUCCUGCACAGGAAACUGGAGCAGCUGGGUGCUGUGAAGCAGGGCAGCUUCUGUGUAGACUGUGAGACAUACCAUGCAACAGGAAAUAUCCCCGGUCAGCCCACCAAGCUCUUAUACGUGAUGCACAACUCUGAAACUCCCCUGAGCUGCAUGGGUCUGUUUGAAGGCGGACCCUGCAUGGUAGCCGACGCAAACUUUGACGUCCUCAUGGUGAAGCUAAAAAGUCACUUCCAAAAUGCCAAGGGGCACAAGGUGGAGUGUCGUGGCACUAGAUUCCGCUACUGUGACUUCUUGAUAAAAGUUGGUACUGUGACAAUGGGCUCCAGUGCCAGAGGGAUAUCAGUAGAGGUGGAGUACUGUCCCUGUGUGGUUCCAGGUGACUGCUGGAAUCUCACUAAGGAGUUCAUGCAGUCCUUUCUUGGCUCCAGCACCCCCGACCUGCCGUCUGUGUUCGCUGCCAAGCCUGAAGGACUCUUCGCACCAUCAGACUGCGUUGACACCAUGACUCAGUACCUGGAGUUGUUCAACAAACUUCGUAAACAGCAAAUCCAAGGAACUAAUGUGCGUUGAGUUGUCAGUGGCAAUGGAGAGAACUUUUGUAUAGAUGUCGCUUUAAUUCUGGUCCUAUGGAUCAGCAUGUUUUCCAGACAUUUUUCAAAGUCUGAGCUUUCAACUUUGCAUUACACCUUCCUUUUUGAUGAAAGCAUCUUGUAUUAAAGAGAAACAGAUGCUAUAAUCUGUGUUUCUGACCAAUUCUACUGUGAUGAUCCUUUUAUAAUCAUACACUCAUACUUCAAAUGUCCUCUUGGUGGGGUUGUAAUCUUCUCUAGAGACAUUUUUGCUGAAAAUAAAAUUACACAUAAUUGAUA